AUGGCACAACUUGCCAAUAAAUGGCCAGUAUUUGAAGAAAUAUACCCCGUCAUUAUAGGAGAUGGCCAAGAAUGGGUUAUAAGGUUUACAAUCGACAAAGAUGAAAGAAAAACAUACAUUCAGUCAGAAGAAAAAGAGGGUUGUACUUCAUUUAGAUUAAAAAGGGGUCGCAGUUACAAAAGAACGGCCGGUCAUAGCCGAAUGAAACAUAUAAGCAUACAUACGGUGCCUCCACCGCCCACGUUUCCACUAACCGCGACCACAGGCAAGGACGUCACUUGGGACAUGGGUGAACCCGAGUCGCAAUCAAGGUCGUCGCUCGGGCCAUGGCCAAGGCCGUCACUCUGGACACGGGUGCAGCCGGCUAAAGUCAAGGCCGUCAUUCCGACCAUGGGUGAGGACGUCACUCUGGACAUGGGUGAAACCAGGUUGCAAUCAAGGCUGUCACUCGGGCCAUGGCUAGGGCCAUCAUUCUGGGCACAACUAUGGCUGGGUGAAGCCAAGACCGUCACUCCGGCCAUGGGUGCAACCAAGGUGCUAGGCCAAACGAACAUGGCCAAGUUGGAAUCAUCACACUAG
Messenger RNA from Prunus armeniaca (apricot), 579 nucleotides. The record is from the annotation of a GenBank genome assembly. Lineage: Eukaryota; Viridiplantae; Streptophyta; Magnoliopsida; Rosales; Rosaceae.